AUGGGGGACACCGGGAGUGUAUGUUUGAAUCAAACGAAGUACACGAUUAAGUCGAGUAUAUACACGGGAAGGUACUCCACAACGUAUUUAGUCGAGCAAAGUCACAAUGAGAGAUAUCCUCACCAAUUAGCUUGUAAAUUGUUUCGCCCCAACGAAGAAAAUAUAUUAGAACAGAUCACUGAAGAGAUCACAACUGUUUCAGAGUGCUCGAGAGUAAAUAAUAUCAUUCAAUUCUAUGGGUCUAACACUUCAAAUCCAGACUCGAUAUACUUCUUCACAGAAUACUUCCCACAUACACUCAAUUCAUUAUUUAAUCUCCCAAUACCAGAAGACUCGCUGUUUGAAAUCGUACAUGGGAUAGCUUGCGGAGUCGCUUAUUUACACGCACACUCGCCAGCAUUGGUCUACUUUAAUAUAGCAAAAGAACACAUUUUGUUCUCAAGUGACUUCACAGUCAAAUUAUGCGACUUUGGUAACACGCGCAAAGCAUCACAAUUUUAUUAUCGGCGCGACAACGACCACUUAAUCAUUCAAAGCGUCGUCGAACAAAUUGGAGACGCCAAUUACAUCGCGCCUGAAAUGGUAGCAAUCUACGACAAUGAACCAAUCAGUCGGAAAUGUGAUGUCUGGGCACUCGGGUGUUUACUCUUCGAGUUAGCCACGGGGGUUCCCCCCUUCUCUCUGCCUAUCACUUUAUCUCAAUUCAAAAAUUUCAGUUUAGAGAAGAAGACGAUGUCAAAGAAAAUGAAAACAGUCAUCAUAGAAAUGUUAACGUACGACCAGACAAAGCGGCCAAAUAUCUACAGUGUCCUCCAACUCAUCGCAAAGACAAUAGAGUUCAACAACCCCUUCGAGUCCCUCAUCGAACAAAAAGAUGACGACUUCUGUGAUGGGAAGAAACCAAUUAAAAACACUCCUACACAAUCUACAGGUGAAUUCUGGAAUUUGGUUGAUCGAAAAAUAGUCGAUUGUACUGUCGAGAAGAGCCUUCUUGACACUUACAAUGAUAUCUAA
Entamoeba invadens IP1 is the source of this 1014-nucleotide messenger RNA. RefSeq names its product serine/threonine protein kinase, putative. Bases 1 to 1014 code for a protein of 337 amino acids. Lineage: Eukaryota; Evosea; Mastigamoebida; Endamoebidae. Gene Ontology annotation, molecular function: ATP binding; protein serine/threonine kinase activity. Gene Ontology annotation, biological process: protein phosphorylation. Gene Ontology annotation, cellular component: cytoplasm. The transcript has a single exon. The record is from RefSeq and is a predicted model, not a curated record.